This is a messenger RNA of Neoarthrinium moseri, 3882 nucleotides long. RefSeq lists its product as uncharacterized. NCBI's taxonomy places the organism in Eukaryota, Fungi, Ascomycota, Sordariomycetes, Amphisphaeriales, Apiosporaceae. Bases 1 to 3882 code for a protein of 1293 amino acids. Gene Ontology annotation, molecular function: protein binding. The transcript has 9 exons. The record is from RefSeq and is a predicted model, not a curated record.
AUGAGGAUAACAGUUGCAAACGAGAGAAUAGAAGCGACACCAGAAUCCAUUGGUGUCAACCCGCAGUUGGGGCGCCUUGACGCCAGCCUGCCUCAGCACAGCCCACAGAGGCGCCUAGCUUUGACUGGCUGCACCAAUGGAACUAGCGAUUCGGUCUUUCUAGCCACUGCAGGCCGGGCACUUGACCCAUAUUCGGUGCUGCGAUUGGCUGAGGUCCGCCAAGAGUCAGCCUACGCUGCACCAGUCGCCGGCAGGCACACCACGAGAAGGGUGCGGGCAACACUUUCUGCACUUUCUUCGACAACGCCAGCCUCCUACUUCUACUCGCGCGAGGCCAUCGAGAACACCAGUUGGCACUCUCGGAAAUCGAAGCCGUUCGAAAGCGGGACCGUGACCAUGACCUCUGGAAUCAAGAUCGUGUACCCUCUAGAUGGAGAUGCUGGCACUGUCGAUACCGUGGUCGACAUCGUCGCGAUCCAUGGCAUCGGUGCCCACCCCGACGACACAUGGACCUGGAAGAGGCCGGACGAGAGGACAAAUUGGCUGGCAGAUCCCAACAUGCUCCCGAAGGCAGUCCCCAACGCACGCAUAAUGCGCUUCGGCUACAAGUCUACAUGGUUUGGCAACGAGAAGGACGAACCGAAGAAAACUGGUCGAAGUCUUUCCACCACACUGCUGGCCUUGUCUUUUUCGGAACGCCUUUCCGAGGACGAGCAGGUCUAUCUAGUUCAUCAAAAGUUGGGAAACGAAAUAGACGACGAUGCUGCCACACGGCUUGUCGACUCGUUGGAGUAUAUGCCAUUGGCCAUCGUGCAGGCCGCUGCCUAUAUCGCGCAUCGAGCGCCGCGCUGCUCAGCGGAACAGUACUUGGAGAGGUUUGAGAAGAGUGAUCGGAAGAGAGCGACUUUGCUGGACUACGAAGGCGGCCAGCUCCGUCGAGAUCGCGAAGCCAAGAACUCGAUCAUCAUCACAUGGCACAUAUCUUUCGAUCAUAUUCGGCAAACUAGACCAUCAGCAGCAGACCUGCUGGCGCUCAUGAGCUACUUCGAUCGGCAAGGCAUACCUGAAUACUUGCUCAAGGUACGGGAUGAUAAUCAUGAUGCUGAAAUGGCCGCAAGCAAUGCCAAUCCGAGCGGCCUAGAGGAUGAUGAGAAUGGUGAGUGGUCGUCCAUCGACUCCACAUCCAGUGAUGGAGGUGCAUUUGAGGAUGACGUCAUUCUGUUAAGAAACUUUUCAUUUGUUUCUGUCACUGAAAAUAGCGACGUCUACGAGAUGCACCGGCUUGUACAAAUAGCGACGCAAAAGUGGCUCGCAAAUGACGGCCAGGAAGAAAGGUUGAAGCAGCAGUUUAUCGGCAAUCUUGUCGCUCAUCUUCCUGAUGGGCAGUACGAGAAUUGGACUUUAUGGCAGGCAUUGCUACCGCAUGCGAGAGCGGCGUCCAGGCACAAAGUGAAGGAUGAAGCAGCAAUGCAGGAUUGGGCUACGAUUCUCUACUUGACUGCCUGGUAUUUUGAGAGAAUAGGUAGCGGUCAUGAGGCCGAGGAAGCGUCCGUUCUUGCUAUGAAGGCCAGGACGAAGCUUCUCGGAAGAGAGCACCAAGAUGCAUUAAACAGCAUGACCAUGGCAGGGUUGGCUUACAAACUUAGAGGUCGGUGGGAGGAAGCGGAGAAGCUGUUUGUGGAAGUGAUGGAGUCUCGCAAGCAGAAACUGGGAGCGGAUCAUCCAGACACGCUGACCAGCAUGGGCAACCUGGCGUCGACGUACAGGAAUCAAGGUCGGUGGGAGGAAGCGGAGAAGCUGGACGUGGAAGUGAUGGAGACGAGCAAGCAGAAACUGGGAGCGGAUCAUCCUUCCACGCUGACCAGCAUGGGCAACCUGGCGUCGACGUUUUGGAAUCAAGGCACGCUGACCAGCAUGGCCAAUCUCGCCCACACCGACUGCGAGGUGCUCCCGGCCUACGGGGAAUCGAGCGACGAGUACGACUCCGAGACCUGGGAGGAGAUCCAGCAGGAGCAGAACGAGCCCGCGCGAGCUUGCGCCCCAGACAACGCGCCCCAGUCCGAGGAAGAGGUCGGAAGCAUACUCGACUCCUGCGUCGAGGCGUACCAGGCGGACUGGUACCACGAUAAGCUGCCCAAUCGAAAGAGCUUGGCACAGCUCGCGUCGUCGUCCGCGCAAGCACAGCGCCUCCUCCACCAGGAACACGACCACCUGGUCCGCAUAAUCGCCCAGCUUCGACGCAACCUAUUUGCUCCCAGAGCCCCCUGGACCCGCGUGGCGAGGCUGGUGGAGGCCGCCGGCGUCCUGCGACCUAGCGUCAGGGACUUGCUCAAGGUCGAGUGGCGGCUGGGCUACCCCCAGCCGCCCGCGCCCGCGACAGCCUGCGACAGCCUGUGUGCUGCCGGCGACGAACACGAUCAGGACGGCGAGGAGAUAGAGAGCGACUUGGAGGACUGCGACUGCAGACGACGGCCCGCCAUCGCCAUCGCCCCCGCGCCCCCGCCCCCCCCGCCCCUAGCCUCCACAGAGCCCAAGGACAGCGCCCCCGACGAUACCGAGACGAGCCAGGCGGAAGCCCUAGCCGGGCGUUUCGCGAACCGCGGCAUCUCCGACAAGGACUGGGCGAGCCUCUGCCGGCUCUUCCAGAUGGACGCCAACGCCGAGGCGCACCAGCCGGCCGGGUUCAGGCUCGCGCUCUCGAGCUACCAGCUGCCUGCCGUCUGGUGGCAGCUUACGCAGUAUCCUGUGCGGCAGGUCCCCGGCGGCUGCCUCGGCGACGAGAUGGGCCUGGGCAAGUCCUUUGAGGUCAUCGCCACCUUUGCCAUCUUCGCCACGAUCAAGACGAGCUACCAAAAGGUGCGCCGCGCCUGGCGCCGCGCCGACCUGACCGCCGACGGCCAGGAGCACCUCCCGGAGGACCAGCCCGCUACAGUAAUGGGGUGCCCCAGCCAGCACCUCUCCCCAUACGGUCUACUCUGCCCCCACCAGGAGCCCCCGCCCCGCCAGGACCACCAAGCAGAUGCGUGGAAUCCUCCACAACACGCCAACGUGGAAUGUGAAAGCACCCAAAGCCAGGUCCAAGCACCUCAGACUCGGACCAAUGGAUCCGACAAUGCCGUAGAGAAACGAAAACGACCUCUUUUGCCGGAGCCGUCCAGCCAACGCCCGCCGUCUCAGGAUACGCCAGAACCAUCCGGUAUAAUAACCCAGGCGGGCGCCGAGCCGCCAGAGCGGAAGCGUCAGAGGAGGUCGAUGUCGGAGAGGCCUCUCAUCCCGGUUGCAGAAUUGCCGACGGGCCCUCGUCCUCGGACAACAGGGGCUCAAAAGGGAAAGACGAAGGGUGUCUCGACGGGCACGGGGAUGGCCUUGAGGGGGCGGCAUACCCGCAUACUGCUCAAAUGCGUCAUGGACAAUGGUGGCACAACUUGCCAACUCCAGUUCACAUUGGGCCCAGACAAGCCACCAUUCUUGUCGUUGGCGAAGCCCCGCCGACGGGCGGCUCCUUGCAGGAAGCCCCGUCCAUCUCCGAAUACGGCUGCAGUGGACCCAAAUGAAGAUAAUGUGUUCGAAGUGAAGCGGCUCCUCGCGCGGCGUUGGAAGCAUAAGUUCUUCCUCGAGUGGGCAGAUGGCACGUAUUCUUGGGAACCUCGCCGAAACAUCAGCGAGACGCUUGUUCGUGACUUCGAAGAGUCUUACCGAGGGUUUGAUGAGGGGGUAGACGUUCUCAAGCUUCGACACGGGAAAGCAGGGUCGAUCCAGUGGCUCUUACACUGGCAUGGACGCCCCUGUACGGAGGAUGCAAGGGUCGACGAAGGGCUUCUGAGCACGGAACUACGAGAACGCUGCGGGAGCUACAUUUUUGAUCACGAAUGGGUGAACUAG